CAGCGCGCUCCCCGCGCGCCGCCCCGCCUGCCCGGCGGCUCGCAGCCAAUGGCGCGGCGGCGCCGCCGCCCCUCAGCCAAUAGGAAGGCGGGGCGGGGCGGGGGGAAGGUUCUGGGGGCCGCCGCCAUUUUAGCGCCGCGUCCGGGGCCGCCGCCGCUUCUCGUUGAGCUCGGGGGGGGCCGGGAGCACCCCCCCCGCCUUGUGACCCAAUGGACUCCAACCUGGACGCGGCGGACGCGAUGACGUCAGACGACUUUGACAUCGUCAUCGAGGCCAUGCUGGAGGCGCCCUACAAGAAAGACGAGGCCCAACCAGGUCCCUCCAAACCCCCCCCGGGCGGCCCCUCCCCCCAGGCGCCCGAGGAGCCCAACAAAGAGCCCAAAAAGGAGAGCGGGAGCGGCGGGAGCAGCAGGAAGAAGCGGAGCCGGAGCCGGAGCCGGAGCCGCGAGCACAGACACAGCCGGGAGCGACGCCGGCGCAGCCGCAGCCGCAGCCGCCGAAGCCACCGAAGCCGCCGCAGCCGCAGCCGCAGCCGCCGGCGCGACGACAGGUCCAGGCGCCGCUUUGGGCACAGUAAGAGCCCCCAGCACCGCGACAAGAGCCCGGCCAGGGAGCCGCUGGGCAGCCUGAGCCCCGAGGAGCGCGACGCCCGCACCGUGUUCUGCAUGCAGCUGGCCGCCCGCAUCCGGCCCCGCGACCUCGAGGACUUCUUCUCCGCCGUGGGGAAGGUGCGCGACGUGCGCAUCAUCUCGGACCGCAACUCGCGCCGCUCCAAGGGCAUCGCGUACGUGGAGUUCUGCGACAUCCAAUCGGUGCCCUUGGCCAUCGGGCUGACCGGCCAGCGCCUGCUGGGGGUCCCCAUCAUCGUGCAGGCCUCGCAGGCGGAGAAGAACCGCUUGGCCGCCAUGGCCAACAACCUGCAGAAGGGCUCGGGGGGGCCCAUGCGGCUCUACGUGGGCUCCCUGCACUGCAACAUCACCAAGGAGAUGCUGCGCGGCAUCUUCGAGCCCUUCGGGAAGAUCGACAGCAUCGUGCUGAUGCGCGACCCCGACACCGGCCAGUCCAGGGGCUACGGCUUCAUCACCUUCUCGGAGGCGGAGUGCGCGCGCCGGGCGCUGGAGCAGCUGCACGGCUUCGAGCUGGCCGGCCGCCCCAUGCGCGUGGGGCAGCUGAGCGAGCGGCCCGACGGCUCCAGCGACGUCACCUUCCCCGAGGGACCCGGCGACGACGGCGACCUGCCCGCCCCCCGCCUGCAGCUCGUGGCCAAGCUGGCCGAGGGCUCGGGGCUGCAGCUGCCCCCCCCGGCCCUGCAGCUCAAUGGGGCGACGCUGCCACUUGGGGGGCUGAGCCCCGCGGCGCUCACGGCGCUCAACCUGUCUCAGUGCCUCUCGCUCUCGGGGCUCUUCACCCCCCCCAGCAUCUGAGUAACGAGGCUCCACCCCCCCACCCCCCCCCCACCCCGAGGAGGCUCCGCCCCUUUCCCUCCCAGCCCCGCCCCCCCCCCCCUUCGGCGGGGCGGGGCCGAGCGGGAGGGGGCGGGGCCUGCGAGAGGCCACGCCCACCCACCCCCCCUCCCCCCCCCCAAGGUGAUUUUUGGGGGGAUUUUUAUUUGUUUUGGGUCGUUUUUUUUCCCCGUUUUUCGGGUUUUUUUGUGUCUUUCCCGGAAAUAAAAAAAAAAAAAACAGCAAAAAAGCCAAAAAGGUGGAAAUUGA
Columba livia (rock pigeon) is the source of this 1712-nucleotide messenger RNA. RefSeq names its product RNA binding motif protein 23 (gene RBM23). The coding region runs from base 210 to 1424 and encodes 404 amino acids. NCBI's taxonomy places the organism in Eukaryota, Metazoa, Chordata, Aves, Columbiformes, Columbidae. The transcript is spliced from 16 exons. Gene Ontology annotation, biological process: mRNA processing; regulation of mRNA splicing, via spliceosome. The record is from RefSeq and is a predicted model, not a curated record. Gene Ontology annotation, cellular component: nucleus. Gene Ontology annotation, molecular function: RNA binding; U1 snRNP binding.